UAGAGUGAGUGUGAGUAGUAGACUCAGUGGUAAACAGAGUGAGUAGUUGACUGACAAUUGAAUGUCCCUGAGGACGUGUACUGGUUUGGAAACCUCACUCUAUUGCUUCUCAGCUCUCAUCAGAGUAUUUUGAAUCUGGACGUUGCAGCUCUCUUUCUUUCACCAUGUGGAAUUGUCCUGGUCUGGUGGCAAGUUAACUGUUCUGGCGCAUCGUCUCAGUCUUCCUGGAUCUUUUCUCGGCCUAAGGGAUUUGUGACAGAUACAGAAUGUUUUGGCCCAUUUUUGAAAAACCAAUGUCAACAACUACCCCCACAAUUGACAGAAACCUUUCAGAAGAACUGAUGGGUAACAGCACAUGCGUGGACAUCUCUGAAAGCCCUGUCCCAGGCUUCUUGACCGGCAUCUACAUCCUGGCAUUUAUUUUGGGCCUGGUCUUUAACAUCUUGACGCUUUGCCCCAUCCUCCAGCAGGUCCGCAGUCAGAACAUCUUGGGGGUGUUCCUACUCAACCUGUCCAUGUCUGACCUGCUCUACAUCCUUACGAUGCCCCUGUGGAUAAGGUACUACAACCAGGGCCACGACUGGGACAUGGGCAAGUUCACCUGCGGUGUGGCAGGCUUUUUAUACUACUCCAACAUGUACGUGAGCAUCUACCUGCUGUGCUGCAUCUCUGUGGACCGCUGCCUGGCGGUCACCUUCCCCCUGAGGUCCAAGUCGUUCCGCAGCUCCCGCCUCGCCUGGCUGGUGUGCCUGGCGUUGUGCCUGGUGGUCAUGUCCUUACACUGCCUGGUGCUGUUUCAGGACAACCUGUCCAAGGACGGCAACAACACAGCGCAAAGCUGCUACGAGACCUACCCGAUGCCACGGACCGUGGCCAUGUUCAACCUGCUGCGGGUGGGGGUCGGCUUCCUACUGCCCCUGCUGGUGAUGGGGCUGUGUUACUGGAAGAUCCUGGGUCACGUCAAGCAGAGCGAGGGGCUCAGGGAGCAGGUCAAGAGGAAGGUACGGCUCCUCUCCUUCGGGGUGAUUGGGAUCUUCUCCGUCUGCUUCGCCCCCUACCACCUCCUCCUGGCGACACGCUCCCUGGCGUAUUACCACAUGGACGUUAGGAGGUACUGUGACUUUGAGAGGAGUGUACAUUUCCCCUUCUCCUGCACGCUGGCUCUGUCCAGUUUGAACAGUGUGGUGGACCCGAUUCUCUAUGUGCUUGUCAGUGACGAGGUCCGGGAGGACAUUAUGCCGUGUUGCGGUCGAACUAGGCAGGAUCAGAGGGAUAACACCAAAACCCUCACCACUGGGACAAUGAAAACCUUGACAAGCUUGAUCUGAUCUUGUAUGUGUGGGUGUUUGUGCGCGGGCGUGUGUGCCUGCCUUGAGCAUGUUGUUAUGCCCUGAACCUAUUUGCAGGAAAGCCCUCCUGGGCACAUUGUAAAAAUGACAACAUGUUUUUCUGUGUGACUUUAAUAACAAGUCCUUUCAUAUGAACUCUCUUUCAUGGACAAUCAGUAUGCACAAAGAGUCUAGCCUUUGUUCAGUUUUUGUAAUAUCCUGCUUGGUGAGGAAGAUGCUGUUCCCUCUCUAAUGCAGUAUGAGAGACACGGCCCGUUUUACAUGUGCCAGAUUUACUUUUGGACCUAAGUGUAUAUGCUACAACCUCCACAUGGGGAAAGAUUAAAUAACCUGUGAAGUGCCUCAACAAGACACCGCCCAACCCCUCAAAAGGUACCUCUUCAACCAGUCCCAGAACCAUCCCUGAUCGAUGUUUUGGAAAUUCCUACACAUUCUACACGUUACACCACAUUCAAUAUAUUUUUCAUAUCUUUCUUCCAAUGGUUAAAUCUGAUUUUCAAAAUGUGGUCAUUAUCUUGUGUUACAUGUUUACAUAAAUAUGUAUUUUUUUCUGCCUGUGUCAUCUAUCAAACAGUAUAUAAAAAGUGUUGGCAUAUUUUGUCAGA
Molecule: messenger RNA, 1954 nt
Organism: Esox lucius (northern pike)
Lineage: Eukaryota; Metazoa; Chordata; Actinopteri; Esociformes; Esocidae
Gene: gpr184
Product: G protein-coupled receptor 184
Exons: 2
Coding region: 267-1328 (353 amino acids)
Biological process (GO): negative regulation of G2/M transition of mitotic cell cycle; G protein-coupled receptor signaling pathway; G1/S transition of mitotic cell cycle
Cellular component (GO): membrane
Molecular function (GO): G protein-coupled receptor activity
Source: RefSeq, a predicted model, not a curated record